This is a messenger RNA of Manihot esculenta (cassava), 1389 nucleotides long. RefSeq lists its product as uncharacterized. The record is from RefSeq and is a predicted model, not a curated record. NCBI's taxonomy places the organism in Eukaryota, Viridiplantae, Streptophyta, Magnoliopsida, Malpighiales, Euphorbiaceae. The transcript has 2 exons. The coding region runs from base 155 to 787 and encodes 210 amino acids.
ACUAGAGAUAGGUUUGCCAAAUUAACUAGCCAAAACCGCCUUUUAAAAUAUUUUUUCAAAAUACUAAGCCGUCCUCUCUUUUUCUCUCUCUUCUGAAACUGUGUGUAGUAGUGUCUGCCCACUCUCCUGCAACCUCAAAACCAGAAACCAAAAAAUGGCGGCAACCGCAACCAGAUCUUCUAGAAAAUCUUCCACCGGACCGGGGAUCCGGUCACUUUCUCCGUCCGGCAGAUUCCACCUUCCUUACUCACAAUCUUCUUCAACUUCUUUCGCCUCGUCCAGUUCCAGUUUUGCUUCUCGCUCUUCCACUUUAUUUUCCGGCCAUCACCAAUACCACAGAUCUGCAUCUCCCACUCGGGUUAACUUGUACGGAAACGCUCCGACUGCUUCCUCUAUCCGUUUCUCCCUUGACCGUCCGAUUUCCCCCAACCGCUCCAUUUCCACCACUAAUCCUUCUCGCGGUCACCAAGUGGUUAGGAAGCCGAGUACUCCCAAGAGGACUUGUAUGUGCUCUCCUACGACGCACCCUGGGUCCUUCCGCUGCAGCCUUCACAAGAAUUCUAACAAUUCACACUCCGUCAAUUACUCUCCUAACACUCGUUUAAACGCGCGCAGAUCGGCGAUGACGAACUCCUUGGUGAGAAUCUGUGGAGUGGAGGGUGACUUGGUCAAGAGAGCUUUAUCGGCUUUGAUUCGGCCAUCUUCUCACCAACAACGGCGACGCGCAGCAUUCCAGCCACGUCCGAGCCGGCUCUCCGUCAUGUGCAAAGCCGGAGAUGUGCAGUAAUCAGGGGGCUUUCUGCGUCUUAUGUACGUACGUGGUUUAUUCGUCGUCUACUACGCAACGUAUCCGUAUGCGUUGCUCCGUUGGGUCGGUAUGUUUUCUCUUCUUUUUAUUUUUUCAGAAUAAUUAAUUUAAAUAUUUGUUAUAUUAUUUGUGUUGUUUUUCUGUAGGGGCAUUGGAAACUAAGUAACCUAGCUUCUCGGAUCAUUGGGAGCUCUUUUGGAGAUCAUUUAGAUUUAUGACCCGAGGCGGAAAAAUAAAAAUAAAAAUUAACAGGUGUUGGGCUGGUGGAUGGAGAUUUGGUCACCCAUGGUUAUAAAAAUACUCCUUGAUUGCCGCUGGUUUCAGCUAAUAGAAGAAAAGGUAAACGACUCUUUUACGGAGCUGAUUAGAGAAAAAAUGAAAAUUAUAUAAUAUUGGAAAGCUUUAAUUGAGAAUAUGGACUGCUUGGUGCCUUGACGGGAGUUGAAAAUCAGGCCAACCAACGGAGCAUUGACGUGAGUUAAAAAGCAAGACCAGCAAAUGGAAGCUGAGAAAUUAAUGAAUGAACAUAUUAAUUAAAAUGUUCUUUUUAUAAAACAUAAAAUAUUUACAGUUUUUACAUG